CCUAGCUGGUUGAGGGGUUUCCACCUCAAUCUUCUUACCACAAUUGAUAAGGAUCUUGAGCAUAGUAUGACAUAUCCUAUUUCAGAGUUUCUUUCAUACCAAACCCUUUCUUCUCCCCAAAAAUCCUUUGCUAUGAACAUCACCACUUUCCCAGAACCUCAAACUUAUGCACAAGCCUCCUCUGAUCCUAGAUGGAACAAAGCUAUCAAAGAAGAAUGGGAUGCAUUGGAGGAUAACAAAACUUGGGAAAUUGUGGACUUGCCUGCAGGAAAGACUACUAUAGGAUCAAAGUGGGUCUAUAAAACUAAAUUCAGAUCAGAUGGAGACAUUGAAAGGCUCAAGGCUAGAGUGGUGGCAAAGGGGUACACACAAGUUCAUGGUGUUGAUUUCUGGGACACUUUCUCACUAGUGGCUAAACAAAAUUCUGUGAAAUUGUUAAUUAAAUUAGCAGCUGCCAAGCAUUGGCAUCUACAUCAGAUGGAUGUGAGCAAUGCGUUUUUGAAUGGCUUCCUAGAUGAAGAGAUUUACAUGGAAUUGCCUCCAAGAUUGAACCAGUUGCCAGAGUACAAAGGAAAAGUGUGCAAACUUCAGAAAUCCCUUUAUGGGAUGAAACAAGCAAGCAGACAGUGGUUUGUGAGGCUAACUGAUGUUCUGUUGAAGCUUGGUUUUAAACAAUCCUAUUCUGAUUAUUCUGUGUUCAGUUACAGUUCUGGGAAGGAUCACUUGUUCUUGGUGAUUUAUGUAGAUGAUAUGAUUUUGGCAAGCAGUAACAUGGACUUAAUCCAACAAGUCAAGCAGUGGCUACACAAGGAAUUUAAGGUUAAAGACCUUGAAGAAUUCAAGUAUUUUUUGGGGCCGGAGAUACAAAGAAGUGAGAAAGGAAUUUCCCUCAAUCAGAGGAAGUUAUGUCUAGAGAUGCUGGCCAAUGCAAGUUACUUGAACAACAAACCAGCCAAAACCCCAUUGAGUAUGAAAACUGUCCUAUCUGCUGAAGAUGGAGUGCCAUUAGAUGAUGGUGAUGAAUACAGGCACCUAUUGGGACAGCUUCAAUACCUGACUACCACGAGACCAGAUAUAGCAUUUCCAGUUCAGCAGCUAUCACAGUUCCAGAGCAAUCCUGCAUCUACACAUUUGCAUGCCUUACACAGAGUUCUAAGAUACCUAAAAGGGAGUCUAGGUCAGGGCUUAUGGUUUUCAAGCACCUCUGAUCUAACUAUCAGAGGUUACAGUGACACCGAUUGGGCCACCUGCCCCGACACAAGAAGGUCUGUUACAGGAUACUGCACUUUCCUGGGGAUUUCACUCAUUACAUGGAAAAGCAAGAAACAGACUAUCGUCUCCAGGUCUUCAUCUGAAGCAGAGUACAGGGCAUUACCACAACUGUGCUGUGAAGUUCAGUGGAUGAAAGGGUUAAUGGAGUUCUUUCAUGUAUCACAUCCUCAACCCAUUCCCUUAUAUUGGGACAACCAAUCAGCUAUAUACACAGCUAAAAAUCCAGUCUUUCACGAGUGAACGAAACACUUGGAAGUUGAUCUGCACAUCACUCGUGAAAGACUGAAAGCUGGCUUGAUCACUCUGCAACAUGUCUCCACGGAUUAUCAACCAGCUGACAUCUUCACUAAAAGUUUGUCUGCAGAUAGAUUUCGUUUCUUGUUGAACAAGUUGGGUUUAUUUGAUCAAUACACGCCAGCUUGAGGGGGCGUGUGAAGAUAUGUGCUCAGCAGCUGAGUAUUGAACAAAACGUCACCCCACUGCUGCGUUUCAGUGACAAUUGAAUUAAACGGCUAAUCUACA
This is a messenger RNA of Linum trigynum, 1794 nucleotides long. The record is from the annotation of a GenBank genome assembly. Lineage: Eukaryota; Viridiplantae; Streptophyta; Magnoliopsida; Malpighiales; Linaceae.